AAAGCUAUUGUCGGAAAGAAAAUUAAUGAAAAACGACAAAGCUGUCGAUUUUAGCUUUAGGUCUUUUCGUGAUGGUCUUGUAUGUAGUGAGGUCACCGAACGGUUCUAACCAGGGAGUUUUCUUGACAUAUACCCUGAAAAACGACCGGCAGUUUUCAAGCGGCCGGAAGCGUUUUUUAACAAAAAAAAUUUCCAAUUAUCAAGCGGCCCUGGCUGACCUGGCACCGAAUCGCCAGCGGAUUCUAUCGGUCGCCGCUUGAAAAAACGACGCAGAGGAGCGAGCAAAAGGAGCGCCAUUCUGAGGCGCCCGCCGCCUUGGUUUCUGGCGGUUUGGGGCGCCCAAAAAGCAGUGCGAAAAAAACGCGCCGAAAAUCAGAACAGCGAAACAGCAUGGCACGGCUGCGAUUUCGGAGCAUUUUGGGCGGCCGCGAAAGCGGCCGCAUUUUCGCCGGUUUCAGUGCCUGGGAAGCUCUGCAAAAAGCGCCGGCUAGAAAAAUAAAAACGCAAAAAAGCAAAAGCGUGCCAGACGUGCAAAGCCAAUCCGCAUGCUAUGGGCCCGAUUUUUCUUCGCUUUUUGGGCGCCCCCCGUGGCACCCGGAUCGGCCCCAUAGCAUGGAGGCUGGCUUUCGGAAAGGAAUAGUAGAAAUCUGCCAAAAUUUGUGACGUCUUUCUAUCAAGCGGCCGCCUUACCGUGCGGCCUAACGUUACUCACGGCGGUAUGGCGAGCCCAGAAAAAGCAAAGCCGCGGCCAAGGCGACGGCCGGCAAGAAAACGCCCACGACCUCACUACCUCCGCCCCGGCGGCUAUAUUUGGUAGUGCUCCCAAAAAUAAUGAGCUUGAUUUUGAAGUUUUUUGACCACCAAUAUUACCAAAUGCAUCGUGAAAAUGAUGUUUCAAGAAUGAACACACCGACAAACUGUUGUAAAAAAUGUACUUUACUGAUACUGUCACGAAUUUGAACUUCAAUCGGACGCAGAGCUUUCAUUUUGAUUUUGGCGCAAAUAAGUACUCAAUUCAAAGAGAACAAGCAGCAGAAACAAGCCACUUUUUGGCGGACGUGAGCAUUCUCUGUGUCUGUCUCAUAGUACUUUUUGCAGCGAGAAGCUGAAACCUUUUCGUCCUCGCACGGGGAUUGCGGCGAGUACUUAGAAUCGGGCUUUUCGAAAAUCGUGAUAGAUCGAAAGGCGUCAAGUCACGUAGUGCUUUUCCUUUGUUGGAAAAAGUAAGGGUC
This is a messenger RNA of Amoebophrya sp. A120, 1232 nucleotides long. Lineage: Eukaryota; Dinophyceae; Syndiniales; Amoebophryaceae. The record is from the annotation of a GenBank genome assembly.